UGGGCCGGGCCGGGGAACAUGGCGGCGGGCGCGCUCCUGGCCGCCGGGCUGGUGCUAGCGCUGGGCCCCGCCGCCUCCGAGGUGGGCCGCCCCGGCGAGCAGCGGAGCCGCGUGCGGGUCCUGAGCGCCGCCAACUGGAGCCUGGUGCUGCAGGGCCAGUGGAUGGUGCAAUUCUAUGCCCCUUGGUGUCCAGCCUGCCAACAGAUUGAAGCAGCAUGGGAGAAUUUUGCAAAAGAAAGUGAACAUCUAGAUACCACGGUAGGAAAAGUGGACGUCACUCAAGAACCAGGUUUGAGUGGCCGUUUUUUUGUUACCACACUUCCUACUAUUUACCAUGCGAAGGAUGGAGUGUUUCGCAGAUACCGUGGAUCAAGGACGUCAGAGGACCUUCAAGGCUAUGUCCUCGAGAGAAAAUGGGAAGCUGUAGAGCCUGUAGCUGGGUGGAAAUCUCCCUCUUCUCUAAUGAUGCAUGGAAUGGCAGGUCUUUUUCAUCUCUCUGGAUGUAUCAGGCAAAUUCACAGCUACUUCACAGGGACUCUUGGAAUUCAUGUCUGGGGUUCUUAUGCAAUCUUCAUUUUAGCCACCCUGUUGAUUGGCCUGAUCCUGGGUUUGAUAUUGGUUUUGAUUGCAGACUGCCUUUGCCCUUCCAAGGCUAGGUACAGAGAAGAAGCAUCCGAGUGGAUUGAAAAGGAGAAUGCAGAGCUUACAGCAGUAGAAGAGGUGGAAGAAGCUGAAGAGUUAUCAGCAAAUGAGUUAGAAGAGGCUGCAGAGGAAAAGGACAUUUCAGAUGGGGAAGAUGGAGCCAGAUCAAGUGAAGAGGCCAAUUCAAGUGAGGCUGGCUCAGAAGAGGACUCUGCCGUUGAUGAAGGUUCAGGGACAGAAGAGACAGAAGACAUCUGUGAACAACCUCCAACUGAUUCAGAGAACCAAAGCUCAGUAAGGCAACGUAAAAGCCAGGUGGCUGACAAUGGACUAUAGUUUUCUUGGUGUUUUCCAUAAACUCGGACCAAAGAAAUAUUUGGGGCCCUUCUGGUCUGCAGCUGAAGCCAAACACUUGAUUUGUAGUUUGUGUUUACGUAAAGCGAAACCUCUGCUCUGCAUCAGCUGGCUUCUUCUUUCCUUUUUCUAAGCCAAUGUUUGCUCAUAGACUUUCAUUUUUAUAAGCACGCCUUUAUAUAUUACGUUGGCCAUGACAAUCAAAAUCAUAAGUAUGAUUUGAUCUGCUUAGAGACUUAAGGGGUAGGGGGUCAUGACCAAUGGGAUGAAAGACUUGGUAAUGAGAUGCUUGUGCUCUUUUAUAGACACUGCUCUAAGCAAGAUGAGGCAAGAGAAUCUGAAUUCACAAACCUGCAUUAACAAGAAGUAGUUUAGCAGGACUCUUGACUUCCUUUUCUUUCUCUCUGAAUAUGUUCUUUAAAUGCCAUAAGAACAUCAGGCACAUCAUAAAACAGCAGACAGAGGCACCUUAAUUGUCUUCCAUUAAAACACCUUUGUGUUUAGUGGUUUUGCUUUCAUCAGCUCAACUGAAGCACCUUCAUUAUGUUGCUUUUUUUCUCGUUUUUUUUCUGCUGAAGUUAUUUUGGAACUAUACCAUAAUUUUAUAACAGUAACUAGUUUUAUUCUAUGCUUGAAGUGCACCCAAAGCUUCUCAACUGUUGGUUAUUCAUAGUGCACAAGUCAGGUUUUUAUCAGCUGGUGAUUUUAAUCAUUUAAGAUCAUCAAAAAACCUUGGGCUAUGGAACAUAGACAACUAGAUGCUUAAAAUGACAUGUUUGGAAGAGAAAUGAUUUAGUGAGAACAAGGAAUUUUUACCAAAGUGUAACCUUUUUUCUUUAAGAUGUUGCAGUGAGAAGUAUUUGUGUCUAAAACAGUAAAUGCCAUAUUUUUUACCAAUACAAGCUAGACAUAUACAGAGAACUGCAGUAUUUUUUUUUCUGUUUCCAGCCCACAGUAGUUGGCAGCGAGAAUUGCUUUAGUAGUAAUAACUGAAAAACCACUUAUGGUUUCACUUCCAGUGUACUGGCUUUAAUGAUGGAAGUAGUGGGAAAAACACAUCAGGAAAUGAAAGAAAUAGUUUUUGGUUACACUGCUGUCUUGUGUCUACAUUCAGAUGCAUCUUUCGAAUUGCAUAAAGUGGAAAUGGCUCACUAGCUAAUCUGCUGACAACACCCCAUGCUGUCGAGUUUAUUCAAGAGAUCAGCAUUUUAUUCAUUCUAGUUAGCAUGACUUAUAUUAAUUUUUUUUAAUAACCACAUCCCAUUAAGUGAAUGAAUAUCUGAAGGAUAAUCCUGUACAUUACCACUUUGGGAGCAUGCUGAUCCAGAUUGCAUAAUAAGAAGUAGAAGGGUUGUUUAAAUCUUUUGUAUUGCAUAUUUAAUUACCAUGUUGCAUAAACCUAGCCAUCUAGCAUCAGUCUCUUCAUUUCCUUUUGUGAGGAAAAAGGAGUGUUCUGUGAGGUUAAGAUGGUUGCCCCCUUGUGUGAGAAAAGGGAUAUUACCAGUGCACAAAGGUGAUUUCUUGGAGACAAUCAGUCUUGAUGGGUUCAGUUUACAUCUGUCUUGGGAAUUGUUUUACUGUUAAUGCGAAGAUUUUAUUUAGCAGAAAGCAAUCUAACUUACUGUGUCUCACUGUUUUUUUAAAUGUUUCCAAAUGUACAUCAUUUGCUAAUCUAGUAUAAAUCCUACAGUCAUAGGGCCUGAUUCUGGUCUGUUGUACAAGUGUAAAGAGGUGUAACUUCACUGAACUCUUGAGCAUAAAGGAAAUCAGAAUUGUGGCAGUACUUCCUUCUGCAUAUACUCAGAUAUUUAGACUAUUCAUACAGCCAUGAAGAUUACUCUUUUCUCCAGCCCUCUGGAUGCAGAGAAAAUUCUUAAAUAGAUAUGAUGGAAAUUAAAUUGUUGCAGUGCACUAAAAUGAGAGCAGAUGGCUUGGCUUGCCUGGGACACAGUCCCCUAAACUUUCAGAAGUGGUGCUAAGGACUUCAGCUAUGUAGCUGAGCCCCAUUGUCUUUAAAGCGAUACAGUCAGUGUAGAUUAAUUUUUGCCUACAUAUGUUGCAAGAUUACUGUAAAUGGAAGAGAUUGGGGGGUAGAGAAACCAUGGUCGUGCAUUUAGCAAAGCUGUGUAUACUCCAUUUCACAAUUUUCUCUAUGUAGUCAGUUUUCCUUGUUUGUGUCAGUAAAUCAUACAGCGAGAGGGGAAAAUAUUUUAAGAAUAGGAAAAUGAAAUAUUAAAAUCACGAAAACUGUCUAGGACAAGCAGACCAAGGAUCAUAUCUGCAGUGACCUGACUAAGAUUCAAGUUGAUAUCUUCAAUGAGUCAUGGAUUUAAAACUCUGCUUGACCUGAAAAUAUAGGGGAUUGUGUACAUCAUGAAUUAAUUGAAAACACUGACUUGUGUAAAAAGAAAAGGGUGUUUCCUACAGAGUAGAGUCUUGCGUUGCUCCAAAAAGAUUUGGAGGGAGAGAAAUGUCCAUAUUAAAAAUGUCAAAAAGUGAUGGCAAAGAUUUU
Dermochelys coriacea (leatherback sea turtle) is the source of this 3508-nucleotide messenger RNA. RefSeq names its product thioredoxin related transmembrane protein 4 (gene TMX4). The coding region runs from base 19 to 978 and encodes 319 amino acids. The record is from RefSeq and is a predicted model, not a curated record. Lineage: Eukaryota; Metazoa; Chordata; Testudines; Dermochelyidae. The transcript is spliced from 8 exons.